Molecule: messenger RNA, 470 nt
Organism: Anneissia japonica
Lineage: Eukaryota; Metazoa; Echinodermata; Crinoidea; Comatulida; Comatulidae
Product: hepatitis A virus cellular receptor 1-like
Exons: 2
Source: RefSeq, a predicted model, not a curated record
GUGUUUACAAAAGAACUUAGCGGAGAUAGUUUGACAGACAGGGUACUUUUCUCCGAAGAAGGUAUUCUUGAUGUUACCGCAAUAACUUUGACUCUGACUGAUGUUCCAGCAGAGGACAUACAAGUGACGAUUGAAUUUGUUGGUUGUAUUGAAAAAGUUUAUACUACAACGGAGAUGCCGACAACCACAACAAUGCUGCCAACUACAACAACAAUGGUGCCAACAACUACAACGGAGAUGCCAACAACCACAACAAUGUUACCAACAACCACAACAGAGAUGCCAACAACUACAACAGAGAUGCCAACAACCACAACAAUGUGGCCAACUACAACAACAAUGUUGCCAACAACCACAACAGAGAUGCCAACAACUACAACAGAGAUGCCAACAACCACAACAUUUUUGCCGCCAACCACAACUGAGAUGCCAACAACUACAACAAUGUUGCCAACGACCACAACAGAGAU